CCCUCCCACUUCCAUUAACCACCGCUUACCUUAACAAAGCUCCACCCCCCACCCCUCGCUGCGGCGAGGACAGGGCCAUCCCGCUCCCCCCUUCCCCCAUUCAAACCAAAACCAUUUCAUCAAUAAUCUUCUUCAUCUCAUCCAUCUCAUUUUCUCUUCCAUGAGGAUGCUCUGUCCCAAUGUCGACCAUGAAAAUGGACUCGACACGGUUCUGGAGGUCCCAAUCCCUGAAGAAAUGUUCACCAAUAUGGGCACCAAUGCCGCCCUCCGUUGGCGGAAUCUCCGCGCCUUAAUGAAGGCUCAAUCCGCCGCGAAUACUAACGUCAACAAUGGUAAAUCCUCCUCCCAUCUCUCCGCCGCUUCCAACAACGAGUUCAUGGCUCUCCUCAAGCUCGUCGGCACUCCUUUAAUUCCAUUCCAGGUCCAUCUCGAUCUCACCUUCAACUUCUCUAUCAGAGACUAUUCCAUUGAGGCGUCCACAGCCAAGUAUAUUGUGCAUCAGUAUGUGGCGGCGGCGGGUGGACAGGCGGCAUUGAACUCGGUGAACAGUAUGUACGCGGUGGGACAGGUGAAGAUGUUGGGAUCGGCGAUGCAGCAAGGGGAAGACAGUGUUCAGAUGAAGGGGAAAUGUGAGGUCGGUGGAUUUGUGCUUUGGCAGAAGAAUCCGGACCUCUGGUAUCUCGAACUUGUGGUGUCUGGUUACAAGAUCAGCGCCGGAAGCGACGGCAAGGUCGCUUGGAACCAGUCUUCUUCUCAGCCCAGCCAUGCCAAUAAAGGUCCUCCCAGACCUCUCCGCCGCUUCUUUCAGGGAUUAGAUCCACGGCACACUGCGAAUCUGUUCGAAUGCGCCGUAUGCAUUGGAGAGAGAACCGUAAACCAAGAAGAUUGUUUCAUUCUAAAGCUGGAGACGGCAUCAGAGUUGUUAAGAUCACAGAGCACGUCGCACGUGGAGAUUGUUCACCACACGAUUUGGGGCUACUUCAGCCAAAGAACGGGUCUCCUCAUCCAAUUCGAGGACACCAAGCUAAUCAAAAUGAAAGCCGGCAAACGAAACGAAGUUUUCUGGGAGACCAGCAUUGCUUCCACCAUUGAGGAUUACCAGUACGUCGACAACAUCAACAUCGCUCACAGCGGCCGGACGACGGCCAGGUUGCACCGGUACGGCGAGACACUCAACCACCGGAGGAAAAUAGAGGAGAAUUGGAGAAUUGAAGAGGUUGAUUUUAACAUUUGUGGGUUGUCGAUGGAUUCCUUUUUGCCUCCGGCGGAAAUGAAGAGGGACCCAUCCAACACCGGUGAACGCGAGGCGGGAGAGAACUAACUCUUGCUAGAUUUAGUUUUUUUCUUCUUUUUUUUCUUUUUUUUCUUUAAAAACUCCAGACACUACCGAAUUUCAAUUACAUGUAAAUAUAGGAGGAUUUGACACUUUUACCCUUUAUUUUCUAGAUUCAUAA
Molecule: messenger RNA, 1454 nt
Organism: Cucurbita moschata (crookneck pumpkin)
Lineage: Eukaryota; Viridiplantae; Streptophyta; Magnoliopsida; Cucurbitales; Cucurbitaceae
Exons: 3
Coding region: 161-1321 (386 amino acids)
Source: RefSeq, a predicted model, not a curated record